This is a messenger RNA of Hevea brasiliensis (rubber tree), 1279 nucleotides long. Its product is annotated as protein RER1A. Gene Ontology annotation, biological process: protein retention in ER lumen; retrograde vesicle-mediated transport, Golgi to endoplasmic reticulum. The transcript has 5 exons. The record is from RefSeq and is a predicted model, not a curated record. The coding region runs from base 483 to 1067 and encodes 194 amino acids. Gene Ontology annotation, cellular component: Golgi membrane. Lineage: Eukaryota; Viridiplantae; Streptophyta; Magnoliopsida; Malpighiales; Euphorbiaceae.
UUCUCACCUAAUCUCAAACCGCUGUUCAACCGCGUCAUUGUCGGUAAGAAACUAAAAUUCCUCUGAAGAAAUAAAAUACCGAAUCUAUCCCCAAAUGCAAAAGGCCGCCAUUACAGAUCUGCUCGCAUUUCACCUCCAAAAUUUCAGUUCGUUCUUUCGCCUUCGCUCCCUCUUUCCUCUAUCUCAUAGAUACUCCUAAGCUGUAAGCUUAAGAAUACAAGUCCAUUUAAGGUCAGCUUCUUCCAUCUUCAGAAAUUUUCUUUUCUGGUCAAAAUUUCCCUUCGUGGCAGGUUACUGUUAGCAAUUACGAUUUUGAUUUCAGAUCUGCUUCUGGUAUUGGAACCCCAGCCUCUUUAUUGGUUUGGAUCUUCUGUUUUUCUUGGGUUUUUAAUUGACGGUAUAUAGCUGCUUUAAAGGAAGCUUGUUAGCUGCAUUUGGGUCCUGAAAAAACUGGGACUGUGAUACUUAUUUACUUAUAUCCAAUGGAGGGAGUAGGGGGUGAGGGUGCCUUAGCAGCAUCACCUGCAGCCCAAUGGGGACAUGAUGCUUGGAGGAUGUAUCAGUAUUAUCUGGAUAAGACUACACCUCAUACAAUCUAUAGGUGGAUAGGGAGUCUUGUUGUAGCGGCUAUUUACUGUUUGCGGGUUUAUUAUGUUCAAGGGUUUUACAUUGUUUCCUACGGGCUUGGAAUAUAUCUACUGAAUUUGCUUAUUGGGUUUUUGUCACCUUUGGUUGAUCCUGAACUUGAACCUUCGGAUGGGCCUUUGUUGCCAACAAAGGGUUCUGAUGAAUUCAAGCCAUUCAUUCGACGACUUCCAGAGUUCAAAUUCUGGUAUUCCUUCACAAAGGCAUUCUGCAUAGCAUUUUUCAUGACCUUCUUUUCCAUGUUUGAUGUUCCUGUGUUUUGGCCAAUACUGCUUUGUUACUGGAUUGCUCUUUUUGUCCUUACGAUGAGGCGCCAAAUUGCACAUAUGAUCAAAUACAAGUAUAUUCCUGUCAACAUUGGAAAGCAGAAGUAUGGCGGUAAGAAAUCAUAUGCUGGUAGCAGUGGUUCUCGUGGGGAUUAAACAUUGACCUCUUUCAUAGGGCAUUUAGAAAUGGACCGAAUGGGAAAAUUGUAAACGUGAAGAUUCAUGAUAAUUAUUUUUUCCCCCUUCCUUUCAAGGGACAUGCGUUAAUGUUAUAUGAUGGAUUUUAUGAUGGCGUAGUGCUGAUGUUGCAAAAGUGAAAUUUCAUUGCUUAUAGUAAUAUGAAGAAGAUUCAGUUAUAUUUCUGAAAA